This is a messenger RNA of Otolemur garnettii (small-eared galago), 691 nucleotides long. It is a transcript of the gene DSN1, whose product is annotated as DSN1 homolog, MIS12 kinetochore complex component. Gene Ontology annotation, cellular component: MIS12/MIND type complex. The transcript has 7 exons. NCBI's taxonomy places the organism in Eukaryota, Metazoa, Chordata, Mammalia, Primates, Galagidae. The record is from RefSeq and is a predicted model, not a curated record. Gene Ontology annotation, biological process: mitotic sister chromatid segregation; cell division. Bases 1 to 594 code for a protein of 197 amino acids.
AUGACGUCAGUGACUAGAUCAGAGAUUAUGGAAGAGCUCAGCAGGUCCAUCAGCCUCAAUUUAGCAGAAAGCAAACGGCUUGGCUCUCUUCUGCUUUCCAGUUUCCAGUUCUCUGUUCAGAAACUUGAACCUUUCCUGAGGGAUUCUAAAGGCUUCAGUGUUGAAAGUUUUAGAGCCAAAGUAUCUUCUCUUUCUGAAGAAUUGAAGCAUUUUGCAGAUAGACUAGAAAGUGAUGGAACUCUACAAAAAUGUUUUGAAGAUUCAAACAGAGGCUCUACUGAAACAAGAAUGGAAUCUGUGACAUACAAUGGGUCUUCCCAGAGUGAAAUUCUUAAUACAAAGCCUGACUACCAGAAAAUAUUACAGAACCAGAACAGAGUUUUUGAUUAUAUGGAGUUAGUGAUGGAUGAGUUGCAAGGAUCAGUGAAGCAGCUGCAGGCCUUUAUGGAUGAAAGUACCCAGUGCUUCCAGAAGGUGUCAGCACAGCUUGGGAAGAGAAGCGUGCAACAAUUAGAUCCCUCACCAGCUCGGAAACUACUCAAGCUUCACUUUCAGAACCUGCCUACUACACAUGGAUCUGGAUCUGGUCAGUGACCUUACACAGCUUUUUUGCCACAAGGUGCUCAGGAGGAGAAGAACGGGAAGAGUGUCCUACCACAUGGUGACAGCACGGAGAUUUCUGCCCUGUUAC